Agrilus planipennis (emerald ash borer) is the source of this 2929-nucleotide messenger RNA. RefSeq names its product ribonucleases P/MRP protein subunit POP1 (gene Pop1). Gene Ontology annotation, cellular component: ribonuclease MRP complex; nucleolar ribonuclease P complex. The record is from RefSeq and is a predicted model, not a curated record. Lineage: Eukaryota; Metazoa; Arthropoda; Insecta; Coleoptera; Buprestidae. Bases 487 to 2892 code for a protein of 801 amino acids. Gene Ontology annotation, biological process: tRNA 5'-leader removal. The transcript is spliced from 5 exons.
AAUAAUCUAUCUACAAUAAUAAAACAUACAUUGCAGAUUGCCGCUGUAUCUUAUCAUUUAAGUUGGAACCGAUUUAUUUCAUUUUUUCAAAUAAAAUUCUUUCGUGAUUAAUUAAUAUUAUAGAUUCUGCAAUAUUUAUGCUGGUUAUGUAGUAAAACUAAAUUUCAUAUAUUGAUUUUAUAGUGCGUGCUUAUGUAACCUACGUUUGUUUAUUAUUAGUUUGAAAUUCGUAUGUUGCUACAGAGAUACUACCAAGGAUAAUAAGAAGAAAAUUGAAACGUAUCUAUGAUUGAAACAUAACCUCUCCAUAAUUUUGAGCACUUAACCUAUAUAUUAACCUACGACUCUUGCCUAUACCCACGACAAACUAUUUGUAUUAGACAGGGCUAGAAUUGAAAAUUGUUAGACCUUUUUAAUUGGUGAACUUACAAGAAAAUAGAUUUAUAGUUGUAUUGUAUUCGGUUACCACAUCCACAUAAUAUUACAAUGGAUUCGAAACACAAUUUUGAUGAACUUCAAGGGGGAAGUAACUUUCUACCCCGUACGCUGAGUAUUAUGAAAUUUACGGCAGCGAGAAUAGAAGAAAUAAAAUCAAUGAGAGAAGCUUUGAAGUUAUCAUCAUCAACAAAAUUAGCCUUUCAAACUCUACCAAAGCAUAUGAGACGUAGAAUAAUGUCUCAUAAUCCUAAGAGGGUUCCUAGAGAAAUGAGAACAAGGCAUGUAAAUCAAAUGUCUAAAUCAGGUUUAUCUGCAACACCUAAAAAAAUAACUCGUAAACACCGGAGAAGGCCUAGGAAUUUGCAGGAUGAAUAUAUGCGACGUCAACGAAAGAUAUCAUGGUUAGAAACACAUAUUUGGCAUGCAAAACGAUUUCACAUGGUAAAUCGAUGGGGUUACAGAUUACCAGAACAGCCAUGUGAUAAAGUAUUCAGGGCUUGCUAUAGAGCAAUUGCCCACCAUUGUCUAUUACAAGAUAUUUCUUAUAUUAGCUGUGUGUCUAUAACGGGUCCGUUGGAAAUACUUUUAGAAAAUUUUAAAAAUAUUUGUGAUAGUAGCAGUGGUGUCACUUUUGCAGCAAAGGCAUUUAUUAGAGGAACUCGCGAAGGUCAAACUACAUUAUUCUUUAACAAUUCCAACCCCAAGAGAGCAAUAGGUACCGUAAAUUUUAUGUGGAAUCCAAUUACUGAUUCUGAUUCAGAAGAAAAACGUACCAUUUGGAUUUGGAUUCAUGCUGCUUUUUAUAAUGAUGCCUUAAAUACAUUAAUUGAAUGCUUUUCACUAAACACAUUGUGCACAAAUAAUCAAUCAAAAAUUUAUAAAAAUGAAAACAGCAAAAUUUUUUUAGAAGAGUUAAAAUUUGACCUAAGUAGAUUUCGAUUAACUGGGCCCCUUUCAACGGCGAUUUUACAAAAAAUUCUAAAACUAGCUCAUUUAUCAAUCAGUACAGACAUUGAGUGGGACGAAAAUUUUUUGGAGAACCCUGAUUUCGAAGAAAGCGUCGCUAAAACUUCUAAUUCUUCAAAUAGUGAAAUUACAAGGCAUUUGAAAAAUACAUUAAUAGAAAAUUCGAAAUGGUUUAAACAAUUAUUAGACAAUUUCAAAUCUAAAAAAAUUUUAAAUGAGCAAGAAACCUAUUGGAAAACAUUGGAAGGUGCAACAUCACCUGAUCAAGUCUCUCCACAUGUUAUCUUAUCUUUAAUUGCAACUGAUCCAAGGUACAGCUAUCCUAAAAAGAGAGAAAAGGCUUUACCAAUUGGUGAAUCUAAUUCGAAUAUUAAGUAUGAGAUUCCUGAAAAUGUUAAUAAGUCUUGGCUUUGGAAUAAAGACAUAAGAAAUCAAGUUUUUAAUUCUAAGCUUCCGACAAAGAUUAUUAAUGACUUAAGAAGUGAUUUGUUGGUACCAGGCUCUGAUUUGCAUCAUUGUGGAGCACCUAUUCCUGUAUUAUUGGUCCAACAACCUGGAUGUACUAAUGAGUAUCAUGGUUUCGGCAGUGGUUGGGACUUGAUUGUACCUUCAGGUUGGGGUCAACCGUUUUGGGUCGCGUUAAUAAUGAGGGGCGCAAGAUCAGGAGGUCUAAGGGAAUUUAAUUCUUUGCUGUUUGAAUGUGAAAGACAACAAUUUUUACCUCCAGACACCAAAGCCGGUGCUGAGGAAGAAAAAAGGCUAUCAGAUUUGCAAAGGCGAAAGUAUUUUGCGCGACCCCCUAAUAAAAGACCCAAUUACCGUAAAUUAUCUAUUACAAAUCCAUUUGGUUUCCAAUGGAAAGAUAUUGUGCAAAAUUGGUCUUCAAAUGAAAUAAAUGAUUUUUAUGUGAUAAGGAGUAAAAAAAUGUUAGAAGUUUUACAAAAUUCCCUGAAACAUAAAAGAUUUAACGAUUGUAUUGAUAUUAAUUUAAAUUGUUUGGUACCAGUAAGAAUCAAAAUGUUAGACAAAGGUGCACCAAAAAUAUUUGCAGUAAUUUGCUUACCUCAUUCUAAUGAUAAUUGUAAGAAAAUGACUCUUAUGGAGCCUUUAAAAGAAGAUCUUAAUGAACAGAAACGAAAAGAUUUAAGAAGUUCUCACAAAAUGGAUUUAAAAAAGAGAAGUAAAGAAAGAAAGAAACUUAAGAAGGUGAAACGAAAUUCUGACAGUGAAAAAUUAGAGAGUUAUAGAAAUGAAAUUGAAAAACUGUGGUUGCCUGAUUCUACAAAAAACGUUAGGUUUUCUUCCUCUAGAGAAGUAAUUGGCUUUGUAACUAAAGCUCAAUUUAGUUUUACUCGUGCUAAAAAUUGUGCAAAUGGUUACAUUGCUUUAGGAGCUUUUCAGAGUCUCGUUUGCUCUAGUGCUAAAGUUUUAGUAAGAAAUGUAAACAGUUUACAAUAUCGAUUUGGAAUAGUUAAUGUUAUUGUAUAAGAAAAUGAUUAAUAAAUUGAAUUUUCAGUCAAUUAAA